Molecule: messenger RNA, 864 nt
Organism: Trichomonas vaginalis G3
Lineage: Eukaryota; Parabasalia; Trichomonadida; Trichomonadidae
Exons: 1
Coding region: 1-864 (287 amino acids)
Source: RefSeq, a predicted model, not a curated record
AUGACUUCAAAUUUGUCUCCAAUGGCAGAUAUCGAAAAAUUAUUGUUGGAUUUAGAUGUUUCAACAUUCGACUAUGCUGUUGAAAAGAUGAUCACUACAGUUUUAGCAUCAAAAACAGAAAUUCUUCUGAAUAUUUUAGAGUUAAUGUCGAAUUUAUUAAAUAUACGAUUCAAAUCAUAUAAGUUAUACGCAGAAGCUUUUGCAUGCUUAUUAAAUUCGAUUCCAAAAGAAAAUAUUCCACAAAUACAUGAAAAAUUCAAAAACAUCCAACCAUUAUUUGCCGGCUUUCUUGUUUCUACAGGUGUUAUGCAAACUCCCUACAUUUUAAGCCAAAUUGGAAACACAAAAAUGCAACCCGCCUUAUUAGCUUGUUACGAUACGAUUAAAGAGCUUAGGCCUAAUGUACUCCAAGAAAUAGAUCCAAAGAUAUCGAAUCAAAUCAAAUCCGAUUGGAGUAAAUUUUAUGAUGUUUUCAUUAACGACGACAGCAAGCAAAUAUUCAGACUUACCGGCAAAUACCUUUUCCCAUUUGGCGACGAGCUAGUUGAAAACCAUCCAAUCUAUUUUGCUGCAAUUUUCGGUUGUCCUCAGAUUUUCACAAGUUUACUUAAGAAAGGAGUACAACUCAAUUCGCCGAUGUUCAAAACGAAAGUGUUUGAGUCAUUGGCGCAAGCAGCUGUUGUUGGUGGCUCUCAUCAGAUUUUGAAGCGUUUUGAUUCUCAGAAUAUAGAUUUAGUUGCUUACAAAGACACAGCAAUUAAAUAUAAGGUAUAUGAUUCGUUGUUGUUCAUAUAUCUUAAAGAAAAUCCAAAAUCAGAAUCUGAUCCAAAACUUAAUGAAACUAUCAAGAACAUGUUAAAGUAA